Messenger RNA from Cucumis melo (muskmelon), 1709 nucleotides. RefSeq lists its product as uncharacterized. The record is from RefSeq and is a predicted model, not a curated record. The transcript is spliced from 18 exons. Bases 186 to 1424 code for a protein of 412 amino acids. Lineage: Eukaryota; Viridiplantae; Streptophyta; Magnoliopsida; Cucurbitales; Cucurbitaceae.
AUUAUUACCGGGAAAUGCCCGCGUUUCUGGUGUAUGUAAUGGGCAGAAUCCGUGUUUUCGCGAAUUCAUCCCUCAUUCCUCCAAAUCCAGUUCUCUGAUUCAGUGGAGAUCGACAAAGCGGAGCUAUUCACUUCAAGGUUUCAGCCUGCAGGACAUGUUCUAAGCGUUGAAAGCAAGAUAAAAAUAUGACUGCAAGAUAUUGUAUUGGUGUUUUUUCCUUACAUUUACCACUCUAUACUGCACUCAUUAGUGUCCUUUUACAGGCUGUUGAAAUGAAUGCUAUUGCAGUUCCAACUUCCAAUUGCUAUGUUUUUGACAAUUCUAGUCACAUUAUUGACUUUAGUAGCUGGGUUGGACAACCAUUUGAGUACGAUGGGAAGGAUUCUGACUUGGUGGUUCGGUUUUGCAAAGACGUGGAAAGUAGAUCACAAAUGGGAUAUGUAGAUUUUGGUCGAUUUGACAAAUUCAAUUCCUUUGUCUCUGGUUCAGGGCAUGCCAACUUUGUUCAAGAUUAUUACUAUGGUGACCUGACUUCUUGUGAGCAGAGUUAUGACAAAUUGGGGAGGACUGCGCUGGUAAAUGUUAUAUGUGGAAGUUGUUUAAAUGGACAAUGUAAAGGUGGUCUGGGAUGCAUCUGCAAUAUCACUUAUGAGUCCAGUUGCAGAGUUAUUGUUGAUCUUGCCAUUCCUUGUGCGAACCAAGGACCACGUGUUUUUAAAGGAUUUACUGUUGGUUUUCACCCCCGAUCCUGGGAAGUUGUUUACAAUGGUUUGACUCAAUUAGGCUUUGAGAAACCAAACCAUGCAUUCAGUUUCAGCACAGAGCAGACUAGUGUGGCUCUUUAUAUGACUGCCAUUGCAUCACUUUCCUCUUUGUUACAGAAACCAAUCAUUCAGGUUAAUCCAGAAAAUGGACUAGAGGUGAAAGUAUCAGGCUCAGGGGCAACUGGGAGCUACCCUACAACUUUAUCACCCUCAAUGUUGAUGAUUGACUGGAGAUGUUAUGUUGCUAGAGACAUUCCAUAUGAAGUUAAUGUUACAAUCCCCGUGGCUGAUUAUGAACCAGUUAGUUUUUUUCUUACCAAAAUGUGUGAAAAAAGGCAGGACGUACAAGGGGAUUCUACGAAAGGAUGGGCCACAUUCGGAAUACUCUCUUGCAUAUUCAUAGUCGUAGCAUCACUAUUUUGCUGUGGAGGAUUUGUUUACAAGGCCCGAGUGCAAGGCCAGCGUGGAAUUGAUGCAUUGCCGGGCAUGGCACUAUUAUCUGCUUGCUUGGAAACUGUGACUGGUGCAGGACCGAGCUACCCGAGAGCUGAAGGCAUCAAUAGCGGGUUGGUCAGCGAAGCCUCGUGGGAUCGCCCACCAUCCUCUUCCUCUUCUCGACAGACUUGGACACCAACUGAAAAAAAUUAUGGUUCAAUAUGAUUACCUCCUUGUAUCAGUUGUUUACCUCGUGGAGAGUUUAUUAAAGGACUUUAGCUGUUUGCCAUUGGAUCAAGUAAAGUAACAUAGGCAAUAGGGUUUUAGGUAAAGCUUAGGGACAAUUCUAUUCGAUUUUACGUAAGCUAACAGGUUGAAUUAUUCAGAGGAAGUAUUGUUUUUUUAGAAAUGUUAUAGACAUGUUAACAAAAUGUUGAAAUUGUCUAAUAUGUAUUAGAAAUAUUGACAUUGAAAGCACUUCUAAUGAUGAGAUGAAAUUUGACUUUUUUA